Messenger RNA from Schistocerca serialis cubense, 2686 nucleotides. RefSeq lists its product as uncharacterized. NCBI's taxonomy places the organism in Eukaryota, Metazoa, Arthropoda, Insecta, Orthoptera, Acrididae. The record is from RefSeq and is a predicted model, not a curated record. The coding region runs from base 1 to 1635 and encodes 544 amino acids. The transcript is spliced from 6 exons.
AUGUGCCGUUCGGUGAGCCGGUGGUGGGGGCCGCUUAUACCGGCGGGCGGCGCGCCUCGCGCGGGCAGUCCUCGUCCGGCUUCCGCCCCCGCCUCCUCCGCCUCCGCCAUGUACCCGCUGGCAUCCGCGCGACAGCCCGAGGCCCGCAAGCCGGCGCGCCGCUUCCGCUGCCCGGCGCUGGCGGCGGCCGCCGUCGUCGGCUGCCUCGUGCUCGUCAGCUUCGCCGUCGUCGCCUUCACGCUGUCCCACGUCCUCGACGUCCGGCCGUUCCAGGAGGCGGCGCGCUCCACCGAGUCUGCGCUGCUGGAGGAGGCAGCCAUCGUCGCCGAGGUCGCCGGUCCCCCUCCUGGAGCCGGCAGCACCAACGGAACCCAUAGCGCAGUUCUGCGGCCCACACCUGGAAUGGAGACGCAGCAGCUGUCCUCUGCGCCAGCCAAGCGGACGAGGGAGAGUUCGGCGCCGUCUACGUCUUCAACGCCGGACCCCAUGAUCGCUGAGAGUGCCGUGGCGUCGCCUGCCACGUCAUCAGCCUCGCCAGCGGCACCGAGGCACCGAGCCAGUGACGUCCACCCGCCGUCCCUGGGCGCCCUCUUCGGCCGCGACGUCGUCUCCGGCGCUACGGCGCGACGCCUCGACCUGGGCGUCACUCUUCCCAGGCACACGCCCACGCCGGCGCCGCUGUUGACUGCAGCGCCUCCAGUGACGGAUGAGGUCGUCGACGACCAGGAGGAGGUCGAGAUAGAGUCGCCGGACUUCGAGGACCAGGAGCCGGGCGACGAGCAGGACUGGGCGGUGAUGUCCCUGCUGCGCGAGCGCGUGCCGCAGCUGCAGGGCUGGCUGGCCACGUGGGACGCGCCGGCGCUGCUCACGGACGUGCUGUCGUCGCUGCACGGCUCGCUGACCUCCGGCGACCCGGGGGUGCUGCUGUCGCGGCUGCGGCUGCUGCACGCGCAGCACGCGCCCUCGCACGCCGAGGCCAGCCGCGUCGUCGCCAACGCCUCCAGCCCCGUCUCGGCCGCGCUGCUCGCCGUCGACCUGCUGCUGCUGCGCAACCUGCUCGCCGUCGCCUGGGAGGACCAGCCCAGGGUCGCCGCGCAGCUCUUCCAGCAGCCGGACGUGUGGGCGGUGCAGACGCUGUUCGAGCCGCCGGAGCUGGUGCGCCAGGGCCCGGCUCGCGCCGCCGCCUCCGCCUCUGCGCUGGAGGCGGACGCCAACCGGACGGUGGUGCGGGAGCUGCUGGACAUGGCGGCCAGCGGGGCGCGCGCCGUCUCCACGCUGCUGGACGCCUACCGCACCGGCAACGGGCGCGCCCUCGACUGCAUGUGGGCCGCCUACUGCCACGCGCUCGACGCCUCCGCGCACCGCCUGCGCGGCCUUCCCGGCCUCAUCGCCAGGGUCAACAGCGUGGGGCUGAGGCUGAUGAUGGGCGAGUUCCCCCUGGAGCAGGCGCUACAGGCCAUGUUCGUCGAGGCGGCCACGGGGUGGUCGCACAUCGACUGUCCGGCGCUCUUCCCCAGGUGCAGUGCAGAAGCGGCUCGACAUGUCCUGAUACAAACAGCUCUGGGAGAACGGUCAUCCAGUGUCGAAGUCGAAGACGCGUCGUCAGCACAGCUCCGAAACGUGACUGAGAGCUAAACAGACUGCCGACGAGAAGACUGAAGAAAAUUUUUAAGCGGGGGAAGAACUGUGGGUGCCUGUGCAUUGUGUGCCCCGGGUGACGGGAGAAUCGAAUUUUUAUUGGGGCAGUUUGGUGGAAGUUAUUUUUCCGACAGCGGAGGUUUCCCGCUCUGAUAGUUAUAGAAUAGUCCGUCAGGGCAACGACACAUAGCAGAAACUGCCACCGCUAUAGACUGAUAAUUAUUUUACAUAUUUGGAAGAAACACAUAGCAGCGACCUGUACAAAUCAUCGACACAUGAUAUUUAUUAUUAUUUAUUAUAUAUUUAUAUUUAUAGUAGUUGGGUGAAGCUUCCUGAUUAGCUACAGGAACUAAAGAGAGUACAAACAGUGUAAUAUCAUCUUCAGUGUGGUUUUAAGCAUCUCACAAUUUAUUUAUUUCCACCUCUGACACUGGAGUGGAAAAUAACAGACGUUUAGCCAGUAUGCGAUUUAACUUGGCUGGAAGAAAGCAGAUAAGCUAAAUUUGUGAUACGUGUUGAAGGCCAACCAAAGAAUUUCUUUAACUGUUUCUUCUAAUAAAUGCACUGUGUAUUUCCCUAUCUCGUACUCUGCAUUAAACAAUAUGACACUCAUGUUAAAUUUUCAGCCGUCUUAUCUCCCUAAAAACUAGUAUCAAAGGUCUUAAACGCAUCACAAAGCCUGCUUUCACCAGUUUCGCUAUCUUUCGCCGGGUGCGCCACAAAAGGCAGCACCCGCCCUUCAUCACAAAGAAACAUAAAACGAGGGAAGAAAGAUAAUGCGAUUAUCCAGGGGUCCUGAACCGCUUUUAUGCCAUGGGAUUCCUCGUAAUUAAAAUAAGAUGAAGGCGUUACUCCCUAAUUGCUGUUUUGCUACGUUAUCAUCCGGCCACAAGCCCGCGAUGUUCAGCGCUGCGGGAGAUAUGGGAACUAAUUUUAAAACUCUUCUUUCAUGACGGCGUGGUGCACUUUACGCCUCAUUCUGCUGUAUACUUUUGUGGCACAUUGAGAUAACGCUGUACCUCUCUCUUACUGUUGAAUCAGCAUUAAG